Molecule: messenger RNA, 872 nt
Organism: Wasmannia auropunctata (little fire ant)
Lineage: Eukaryota; Metazoa; Arthropoda; Insecta; Hymenoptera; Formicidae
Product: gastrula zinc finger protein XlCGF66.1-like
Exons: 5
Cellular component (GO): nucleus
Molecular function (GO): zinc ion binding
Source: RefSeq, a predicted model, not a curated record
GAAAUUCGACCGCGCUAUAUAUUUAUAAUAGUGUAGCUGUGGAAUCUGCUAAACGUACAAAAACUGAGACGACACUCAAGCAAAUAUUAUUACUGAACAGUUUCUGCAUACAAAAAUCUUUGUAGAGACAUGAAAUGAUUACAAAGGUAAACUUUCAAUAAAAAUACUGCAAGCAUGGCUAAUGAAAACGAGAAAGUCGAGGUAUGCCGUUUAUGUGGAGAAGAGUCUCGAAACUGUUUUUCAAUAUUUCAAGACAAAAAUAAUAUUUUCAAGAAAAUAAAAAUAUGUUUACCAAUCAAUAUUUCUUCGGAUGAUAAAUUGCCUUCCAAUGUAUGCAGACGUUGCUCACGUCGUUUAAGAAAGAGUUAUAAACUGCGUUGUACAGCAGUUGAGGUAGAUAAACGUCUGCGAAUGCAAUUAUAUCAAAAGCAGAGCGAUGAUGUCUAUACAAAUAAAGAUACAAAUAACUUUUCAGAGAACUUUCUAAAUAUUAAACAAGAGAUUAUAGACGAGCAGAACGUUCUGCAUGAUCAAAAUGAUACACAAGAGGAAACUGUUAAUUCAACUGAAGAUAACGAACCUGAAAUUGAUAUUGUUGAAAUGAAAUAUGAAGAUGUGAUGGAAGCCUCGAUAGAACAAAUUGAUAACAACUCUGACUUUGUUAAAAAUAAAACUGCAAACAACUGUCAAAGAUUUUUGGAACAUCAAACACUCGAACAAAAUGAACAAUCGCAGCAUAUACAAAAUGAACAUAAAAAGAAGUAUGAGUGUAAUCAGUGUGGAAAAUGUUUUAAUUUGCACAACUCGAGAUCGAGACAUGUACAACGUAAACAUAGAAAUAUAAAGUGUGAUCAGUGUGGAAAAUGUUUCAG